Messenger RNA from Meriones unguiculatus (Mongolian gerbil), 5776 nucleotides. It is a transcript of the gene Col23a1, whose product is annotated as collagen type XXIII alpha 1 chain. Lineage: Eukaryota; Metazoa; Chordata; Mammalia; Rodentia; Muridae. The transcript is spliced from 29 exons. The record is from RefSeq and is a predicted model, not a curated record. The coding region runs from base 393 to 1991 and encodes 532 amino acids.
UCGGGGACGCUCCGGGGCACGAACAGCGCUGAAGCCUAAGGCUGGCUGCGAAAGAGCCGAGUCCAGGCGCGUCGAGCCCCUCGGGUGGCAGAGGCCAGAUACCGAGGCGCGCGCUCCGGGACCGGGGUGGCGAGGGCCCGGACCCGCGAGGAGCCGGUGAGCGCCGUUGGGCCCCCGCCCUCCCCGGCCGGCCGCUCCUCCCCUGGGUGGGUCCCCGCGCCUUUUCUGGCGGGGUCUAUUUGCAUAGAGGGAACUGCUCGAAGUGGCCGCUGCGUCGGAGCCGGCGGCGAGGGGGGCGUGCGCGAUCCACAGCCACCGGGACGCCGAGCCCCGCAGCCGCCGACCUGGAGCCUCCCGGGGCCGCAACGACGACGCCGAGCCGGCCGGUCGCCAUGGGCGCGGGCGAGCGCACGGCAGGCGGGGGAGGCGCGCAGGACCGCGGAGCCGGCUGCGGGGCCCGGGCUCUGGGCGCGCUCUGUCUGCUGCUGUCGGUGGGCUCGGCCGCCGCCUGCCUGCUGCUGGGUGCCCAGGCGGCCGCACUGCACGGCCGAGUGACGGCGCUGGAGCAGGAGCGCGAGCUGUGGCGGCGUGGGGGACCGUCGGGAGCCCUGGCCGCCUGGGCCGAAACGCACCUGGAGCGCUUGCUGCGCGAGAAGUUGGAUGGAGUCGCCAAGCUCCGGACAGUUCGGGAAGCCCCCUCUGAGUGCAUCUGUCCCCCAGGUCCCCCCGGACGGCGUGGCAAGCCCGGACGAAGAGGCGACCCUGGCCCUCCUGGGCAAUCAGGACGAGAUGGCUACCCGGGACCUCUGGGUCUGGAUGGCAAGCCAGGACUUCCAGGCCCCAAAGGGGAAAAGGGUGCACCAGGAGACUUUGGCCCUCGGGGAGCCCAAGGGCAAGAUGGAGCUGCAGGACCACCUGGUCCCCCUGGACCACCUGGCGCCCGGGGCCCUCCUGGUGACACUGGGAAAGAUGGCCCCAGAGGAGCUCAGGGCCCAGCGGGUCCCAGAGGAGAGCCUGGACAAGAUGGCGAGAUGGGCCCCAAGGGACUCCCAGGACCCAAGGGAGAACCCGGCACUCCUGGAAAGAAGGGGGAUGAUGGGAUGCCCAGCCAGCCAGGACCCCCCGGACCCCCAGGUCCCAAGGGCGAGCCAGGGGAUGUGGGGCCCCGAGGAGAGAAUGGAAUGGAUGGCCCUCCCGGACUGAAGGGGGAGCCCGGCCACCCAGGCACAGAUGGAGCCACAGGGCCCCGGGGUCCCCCAGGGCUCAAGGGAGAACAAGGUGACACGGUGGUAAUCGACUAUGAUGGCAGGAUCUUGGACGCCCUGAAGGGUCCUCCUGGGCCACAGGGAGCCCCAGGGCCACCAGGGAUCCCUGGAGCCAAGGGUGAACUUGGAUUGCCUGGGGCCCCAGGAAUCGAUGGAGAGAAGGGUCCCAAGGGACCAAAAGGAGACCCAGGAGAGCCUGGGCCAGCUGGGCCCAAGGGGGAAACAGGCGAAAUGGGCCUGUCAGGCCUUCCGGGUGCUGAUGGUCCCAAGGGAGAGAAGGGAGAGUCAGCAUCUGACCACCUACAGGAGAGCCUGGCCCAGAUCAUAGUGGAGCCAGGGCCCCCCGGGCCUCCUGGUCCCCCCGGACCCAUGGGUCUGCAGGGGAUUCAGGGUCCCAAGGGCCUGGAUGGAGCCAAGGGAGAGAAGGGUGCAUCGGGUGAAAGAGGCCCUCAUGGCCUGCCUGGUCCAGUCGGCCCACCGGGCCUUAUUGGGUUGCCAGGAACCAAAGGAGAGAAGGGCAGACCCGGGGAGCCAGGACUUGAUGGUUUCCCUGGACCCAGGGGAGAGAAGGGCGACCGAAGCGAACGUGGAGAGAAGGGAGAGCGAGGAGUUCCUGGCCGGAAAGGAGUGAAGGGCCAGAAGGGAGAGCCAGGCCCACCGGGCCUUGACCAGCCAUGCCCUGUGGGCCCUGACGGGCUGCCUGUGCCUGGCUGCUGGCAUAAGUGAUCCUCAGACGUGGCUCCUCACCUGUACAGACGCAUGUGGAUGUUUUUAACUUGUUUAAAAAAAAAAAAAACAGUAAUAUAUUGAUCUUCUUUAUGGGAUGUGCCAACUGUGGCCUUGUAACGUUUGCAAGUGUGCCAACCAGCCCCUGGACGGUCUGCACAGGAAGCCGGCAGGAAAGCAGAUAGGUCACUCUGGGAAAACUUGUACUUGAGGGCCCCGGGCAGGGCCUGGCUUUCCCAGGGAAGAUGACGAAGGUGAAACCGCCUGGCUCAGGUGAGGCUGGACAGACUCCAAGUUGGGCCUGUAAUCACCUGAUCAGCAGAGACAAUAACUGUUCUCUGAAGCCCCACUUGCCCCAACCUCUCACUGUCCAACAAGAACCGUCCCCCCCCUCCCUUUGGACAACUGCUGUACCCUCUUUCCUCUGGACCCUGCCAAAGGCAGCUGCACUGGGACCCUGUGUUCAACAGGACAGGUGAAGAUUUCAAGAGUCCAGCACCGGAGAGAAGGCAAUGGAGAGAAACCCAAGAGGGUCUUGCUCCAGCCAGGCUCAGUAGACUGCCAGAAGCGGCCCUGUCACAGGAGCUUGUGUCCUCCAGCCUUGAGACAAGGCAGGGCUCUGUGAAUACCUCAGUAUGGAGCCAGCUGCAGGCAGCCCAGUGACCCCUGACUGUGCAGUGAAGAGACCCAUAGGCACUAGUUGCUACAUUCAGCCUCCUCACCGCCUCACCCAGGGCAGGAGCAGAAAGGGCCUGUGUCAGCCCCAAGGAGACAGGCCUCCCGUUCAGAACUUGGGUCUCAUCAGCCCCAAGUCUCCCGCCUAGAACUCUGGUCAGCCUGGCAGAAACAGGCCUCCUGGUAAAUGGUACAGACAUCACGAACCCAAAGGCCAGUCCCCGGCAAGCCCGAACAAUACACCUCUAACAAAGGUUCCCGCUACCCGAUCCAUGGCCUCACAUCCCUCCCUAUGUAAAGGUGCUGUGAGUAAUAGAUCACAAAUGUGUGCCUGGGUGUGCCUGUCCUUGAGGACUUCCCCGGUCAUCUCUGGCUGAGUUUCAUUUUAGUGGAAGAGGGGCUUUCGCAGAAACCCGAGGAUAUAUUCAGGGUUAUAGGCUCAAGUCCUGCACCCACGCAUGUCAGGAGAAUCCGGGGACCAGCCAUUUCACUAAGGCCCUGUAUGCCCUUCUGUUCUGCUUAGCAAGGACUCCCCAAACUUGUCGCCUCAGAAUGUUCACUCUCUCAGCUCUAAAGAUCCAGGGGCUCACCUGUACAGGUCUCACUCUCGGACUCACCUCAUAUGGUGGUUGGCGCCUGUCGGAAGAAUCCUAGUGGCCAUGACACCUACCUACGUAGAACCUUUCUACGUGACCUGGACUUCCUCACGGCAUGGCAGCAGGAUUCCUAGAAAGCUGUGUCACCUUGUAUGACCAAGCCCUCAAAGUCAUAUGCUGCCACUUCCUGCCAGAGUCAGAGGUUCACCCAGCUGAUGGGGAAGAAGACAGAACCACCUCUCACUGGGGAAAGUGACAAUGUCAUAUUUAUAAACGAGAAGACGUGGGAGAGUAGAUCUUAUUGUAGCCCUUCAAAAAAAUAAAAAAAAAAAUCAUAAACAUCGGCUUUCAUGUAGCCCAGGCUAGCCACACCAGGUAGCUAAGGAAGACUGUUGGGGGUUGGUCUGCAAAUAAUAAAUCAUAAACAUUAUAUAGCUCAACACCCAUUUAAUUUACAACAACAGAUGACCAUAAAUCUAUGGCCUGCCAGUCUCUACUCCCGAGUGCUGGAAUUACAGCGGUGCACCGCUGUGCCUGAUUUAUAUAGUGCUGUGUUCGAACCUAAGGCUUUAUGCAUGCCAAGCAAGCACUCUACCAACUAAGCUACAUUCUUAGCCCUUGUUACAGCAUCUUCAAUAAUGCCUCCUGCCACUCAUCUGUAGCAUGAGACAGUAAUGCUCAAAAAUCAGAUGUGGUUCAGUAAGAUUCAGCUUUAUGGAAUACACACAGAGCCUAAGACCAGUCAGACACCCCGAAGUACCUAUGGCUGACUGCCCUCACUAUCCACUCCAAGACCAAGUAUUAGCCAGAGUCCUGAAGAAUGGAUCCGUGUCUCCCCUCUGCUUGUCCUUAGAAGCUGAAGAGAAAUGCCCAGCAAAUGUACCCAUUAUCACAGAUGACAAAAACCUAGCUCUUUCUGUGUGUGCAGAAAAACCAGGAGGCUGCGGUAACAGUGUCUCCGGCCCCCUUCCUCCAAAGACUGAGGUCCAAGGAGGGCCACACUCCCCAGAGCGCACACGUGGAUGCCUUGCAAAGCAGGGGCCCAGCCACACACAGGUGAUGUCCGCUCCCUACCUCUGUCCCCCUCUGGAGCCAACCAUGUUCUCUGCCACUUGACUGGGUUGACUCGGGAACCAGAAUGAGAAAAGGCAGAUGUCAUGGGCCAAGCUGACUAGGGUGGCUCCUUGGUGUUCGUGCCUACUUUGGAGAUGCACCAUAGCCUCUUGAGCCCACCACACUCUACAGCUAGCAAGUCACUCCUCCUCUCACCUAAGGACAUCAUCACUUCAUCCCCUCAACAGUCCUGUGAAGAAAGGCACAGCGGUGGGAGGUGUUACUAUGUCCAUUUUACAUUGAAGAAAUCUGAGGCUCGGAGUGGGUAGUCAUCUGCUCAAGCCUGGAUAUACAGCAAGGCUAGAGUGACAGGCCUGGGACUGGACCCAGGCUCUUGGAGGUCGCCUAAUUUGUCUUCAGAAUUGCUUGGCAGCUCAUGGAAUCUGCUCGGCAGUCCCCUGACAUUGGGUGGACAGCAAGCAGAGCUGUAGAAGUCCGAACUGCUUGCUCUCCCUUUCUCCUCUCAGGCCAUUCUUGGACCAUUGCUGCCCCCAUGUGGACUCAUACCUUGGACCCUUGCAAAUGGACAUGCAGAGCCACUGAGUCCUACGCCAGCCUGGAGUGGAGACAGAGAAUGAGUUGUUCAAGGUUCCAAGUGAGAGGCUGGGGAAUGUCCUGCCUCACCAAUGAGCCUCAAGGACUGAGAAGGGCAGUUCUCUGUCAGUCCUAUAAUUCUGGAAGAGAGGGGUCUGUUUAUUGAGUCCUUGAGUGUUUGUUCCAUGGACACAAAAGAAGCCACCAGGAUGGCUGUCCCCCUGGACAGAUGGCUCCGAGGCUUUAGGGAAGCCUGCUUGCUUGAUAUCCGUCCUUAAAGGAGGCUUUGAGUUCUCACAGAAUUGGGAGACACUCCUGGCAUUCAGUGGACAGUCAAGUUAGCAUACACCUGAAAUCCUGGGCACUCCUGUCCAGUGGUGAAGCUGAGAAGACCUUGCGUUAGAUGCAAGGGUUGGGUAUGUUUGUUGGCUUAUUAAAAAGGGUCUCAAUACAUAGUCUAGGUUGGUCUCAAAGUUGCAAUUCUGCCUUAGCCUGGCAAGUGCUGGGAUUACAGGCCUGCAGCACCAUGCCCCCCCCAUCCAAGUCUAGCUCAGCCCCUUCCCUCCUCUCAGCCCGUGCCCCCUUGGCCUCCAGUGUUGCCUUGAAGGGCAGAUGCCAGGAAAUGGACAGAGAACGUUUAGCAUGGGGUCAGGGUCAGGAAGGACAGGCCUUUUCUGAGCAGGAAGUAAAAACUACUUUUAGGUAGUUUUAUGAAACUCCACUCAGUUUGGGGAGAUGGAAGGGCUCUGUGGCUGGGUGUUGGUGAAAAGAUGCAGCACUGAGAAUGUACUGAUGCCACUGAAUUGUACCCUUCAAAAUGGUUUGGUUUUUUUUUUUUUUUUUAUGUAUAUUUUACCACAAUAAAAA